CAAACAAGCUCUGGCGCUCAUGCGAAGCCUGUUUAUUUAGUCCAAUCCUAUUUAUUGGCUCAUUUGUGUCGUUUCAGGAAACUGUGGGACUCAAAGAUGGAGGAUCCAGCCACAAGGUCUGCGGUCAGUAAGAAGGCGUUCUGGGUCGAGCGGGUUCAGUGUUCGGGCUCGGAGGUGUCUCUGACGCAGUGUCGGGCGCAGCUCUCCGUCCCGCGGCACGACGUCCCCUGCGCCGGAGCGAUGCAUGCAGUGGUGCGCUGCGUUCCCGGCGCUCAGUUCUCCAGAAGCUCCGCCUCCAGACACCCACAGGCUCCGCCCCCUCUGAACGCGGAGGUGCGUCUGAAGGCCGGUGCGCGGCUGGGCGAGGGCCGGGUGGAGGUGCUCCGCGAGGGUAAGUGGGGGACCGUGUGUGACCAUCUGUGGGAUCUAACAGCGGCCAGCGUGGUGUGCAGAGAGCUGGGCUUCGGCUCGGCCAGAGAGGCCCCGCGAGGAGCGCUCAUGGGUCAAGGUAAUGACUCCUCACCAUG
Sinocyclocheilus anshuiensis is the source of this 527-nucleotide messenger RNA. Its product is annotated as lysyl oxidase homolog 4-like. Gene Ontology annotation, biological process: collagen fibril organization; peptidyl-lysine oxidation. Gene Ontology annotation, cellular component: membrane. Gene Ontology annotation, molecular function: protein-lysine 6-oxidase activity. The transcript has 3 exons. NCBI's taxonomy places the organism in Eukaryota, Metazoa, Chordata, Actinopteri, Cypriniformes, Cyprinidae. The annotation marks the transcript as partial. The record is from RefSeq and is a predicted model, not a curated record.